This is a messenger RNA of Corylus avellana, 1363 nucleotides long. RefSeq names its product MADS-box protein SVP. Gene Ontology annotation, molecular function: RNA polymerase II transcription regulatory region sequence-specific DNA binding; protein dimerization activity; DNA-binding transcription factor activity. Gene Ontology annotation, cellular component: nucleus. The record is from RefSeq and is a predicted model, not a curated record. NCBI's taxonomy places the organism in Eukaryota, Viridiplantae, Streptophyta, Magnoliopsida, Fagales, Betulaceae. Gene Ontology annotation, biological process: positive regulation of transcription by RNA polymerase II.
AAAAGCCAAGGAAUUGAAAAAGACCAAAGACGUGCUUCACCAGAAAAAGGCUCUUUCAUUUUUCACAUAUUAUUAUCAUACAUUCCCCCUCUCUCUGUCUCUCUCUCUCUCAUUCAUUAGUGACUUUUCACAGCUUAGAAGAACUCUUCCAAACCGAACAGCACCAAAACCAACACCAACCCAAACAGGUAAAAUUCUUGGCCUAAAAUUUCCACACAACCAAUCAACUACUCCAUCUUCUUCUGUACGUUCCAGUUCCACGCUCUGUAAUUGGUUGGAAAUUUGUAGCACCCCCCACCUGGAUCUGAGAUGGGUCUCUUUCUCUUUUUUCUCUAACUAGGGUUUCUGCAGAGAUUCUUAGCUAAAUUUGGCAAAAUGCCGCCAUUUUUCGCAGUGGACCUGUCUCUCUCUUAAGCCUUUGCUUUUGCCUCACACAAGCUCCAUAUAUAGCAACUACCUUUGGCCUUUUUUUGUGGAGGUUCAAAAGUAGAAGAUUCUUACUUCCUUCUUGAUAUAGGGUAAGAAAAUCGAGCAUGGCGAGGGAGAAGAUUCAGAUCAAGAAGAUUGACAACGCCACGGCUAGGCAAGUCACUUUCUCCAAGCGCCGAAGAGGUCUUUUUAAGAAAGCUGAGGAGCUUUCUGUGCUUUGCGAUGCUGAUGUUGCUGUUAUUAUCUUUUCUUCUACUGGAAAGCUCUUCGAGUACUCCAGCUCAAGUAUGAAGGAAAUAGUAGAAAGACAUAAGUUGCACUCCAAGAACCUUGAGAAACUUGAUCAGCCAUCUCUUGAGUUGCAGCUUGUGGAGAACAGCAACUACUCCAGAUUGAGCAAGGAAAUUGCAGAGAAAAGCCAUCAAUUAAGGCAAAUGAGAGGAGAGGAGCUCCAAGGACUAAAUAUAGAAGAACUGCAGCAGCUAGAGAGGUCACUUGAAGCUGGGUUAAGCCGUGUGAUAGAGAAAAAGGGUGAGAAGAUUAUGAUAGAGAUAAGUGACCUUCAAAGAAAGGGGAUGCAGUUGAUGGAAGAGAAUGAGCGAUUACGACAACAGGUGGCAGAGAUAUCUAAUGGCCGAAGGCAAGUUGGUGGUGAUUCAGAGAAUGUGAUUACUGAGGAAGGCCAGUCAUCAGAGUCUGUCACUAACGUCUGCAACUCCACUGGUGCCCCACCUCAUGACUAUGAGAGCUCAGAUACGUCCCUCAAGUUGGGGCUACCCUACUCAGGCUGAAUGGGAAGGACUCUGAUAUCUAUAUAUAGCUUGGGUCAAUUUGACAUGUAUUAGUUGAAUACGAAUCCAACCCAUGCUGGGUUUAGAGGUACUUGAACUUUAAGUACCCUUAUUAGUAAAAGGUAAAUGAGAACUUUGGUGUU